GUCACGAGAGAUGUUUCUACAUGAAUCAUGACGAUGCAUGUUUAAUAUUAGAUAUGAUAUGAUCAGCAAAGUUUAAGUAAAGUCAAGUCACAUUUAUUUCGAAUAAGAAUGAUAGCAAGUGACAGUGAGACAUAAUCCAAAAGUAUCGAUCAUGUCCGGAACCAUGUUGAAAAUUUUAGAGAAAGUGGCAAAUACCAAAGGUUUUGAUCGAUGUAUGAAAAGUGUACAAUUAAUCUCAGCCAGCAAUGGAAAAUGCAAAGCACAAUUUACAGUGGCUGAAGAGCACUUAAAUCCUGGUGGUUUUUUACACGGUGGAUUUACGAGUACUGUUAUAGAUUGUAUAUCAUCCUAUGCUCUGAUGACUAAUGGAAAUGGUUAUCCUCCUGGAUCUUCUGUAGACCUGCACGUGACGUUUUUGAAGUCUGCGUUUCCUGGUGAAACAGUGGUGGUUGAUGCUAAAACUAUACGUGCUGGUAAAACCUUAGCCUUCCUUGCGGUGGAACUUACGAAAAAUGAUGGUAAAGAAGUCGUCGCUCGUGGGCAACACACAAAGUACAUAUUGAUGAAAAAAUAGAAUUAUUAAUUAUUAGCUUUGAUUUAUAAAUGUUAUUAUAUAUACAGAAUAUAUUACGAUGUUCACGUAUCCUAAUCUAACAAAUUGUUUCAUUGUGUUAUUACAAAAAUUCUUUAAGCUUUGUUGCAAUGUAUACGUAUAAUAAUAGCAGCAUUGCUCUAAGAGAAAUAAUGGCUAACGUUUACAAUAUUGCUUGCAAGUAUUUUUAUUU
Messenger RNA from Linepithema humile (Argentine ant), 785 nucleotides. RefSeq names its product acyl-coenzyme A thioesterase 13. Gene Ontology annotation, molecular function: fatty acyl-CoA hydrolase activity. Lineage: Eukaryota; Metazoa; Arthropoda; Insecta; Hymenoptera; Formicidae. The record is from RefSeq and is a predicted model, not a curated record.